Molecule: messenger RNA, 960 nt
Organism: Pseudozyma flocculosa PF-1
Lineage: Eukaryota; Fungi; Basidiomycota; Ustilaginomycetes; Ustilaginales; Ustilaginaceae
Exons: 4
Coding region: 1-960 (319 amino acids)
Biological process (GO): mitochondrial electron transport, ubiquinol to cytochrome c
Molecular function (GO): heme binding; electron transfer activity
Source: RefSeq, a predicted model, not a curated record
AUGGCCAACUUGUUCAACACCGCGCGAACCGCCUUCCGCGCCGCCGCCAACGGUACGGCCGCCUCGGUCCGCCAGGCUUCCACCCAGGCUGGCUCGAACGCGUCGCAGUCGAUGUUCGCCUCGCGCACGUCGGCCGUCGCCGCCACCGCCGUUGCCAUCGGCUCCGUCGCCUGGUACAACCAGGUUUACGGCACGCUGCCCUUUGUCGACAGCGCGUCGGCCAACAUGAUCGACGAGGGCCUGCACCCGCCCAAGUACCCCUGGAGCCACUCGGGCCCCUUUGAGACCUUUGACCACCAGAGCAUCCGCCGCGGUUACCAGGUCUACCGCGAGGUCUGCUCGUCUUGCCACUCCCUCGACCGCAUCGCCUGGCGCAACCUGGUCGGCCAGUCGCACACGGUCGACGAGGUCAAGGCCAUGGCCGAGGAGGUCGAGUACGAGGACGGCCCCGACGACGAGGGCGCCAUGUUCCAGCGCCCCGGCAAGCUGGCCGACUACAUGCCCAAGCCGUACGCCAACGACGAGGCGGCGCGUGCCGGCAACGCCGGUGCUCUGCCCCCGGACCUCAGCCUGAUGGUCAAGGCGCGACACGGAGGCGCCGACUACAUCUUCGCGCUGCUGACGGGCUACACUGACCCGCCGCCGGGCGUCAAGGUGCAGGAGGGCCUCAACUACAACUCGUACUUCCCCGGCACUCAGAUCGCCAUGGCGCGCGUGCUCUAUGACGGUCUGGUCGACUACGAGGACGGCACCCCUGCAACGACGUCGCAGAUGGCCAAGGACGUCGUCACCUUCCUCAGCUUCUGCGCCGAGCCCGAGCACGACGACCGGAAGCGCAUGGGCAUGCAGACCCUCAUUAUCCUCAGCAGCCUGACGGCGCUCUCGCUCUGGGUCAAGCGCUUCAAGUGGGCCUCGAUCAAGAGCCGAAAGCUCGUCUACGACCCCCCAGCAAGCCACUGA